GCGCGCGGUGUCGCAGCUUCAUCAUCAAUGAGCGCUCGCUCGGUCCACAACCCCCACCCCCAAAAUCCAAAAUCGGACCUUUUCUUGAUAAAUCCCAUAUUAAAAAUCGAUCGGCGAGGAAUAAAGUUUUAAUCUUUUUUUUGCCCAAUCCUUUUUCUGGAGGCUGAACAUCAAGCAUCGCUAAGGUAGGUGGUGCGGUAUUUUGUAUUCCCAGUCGCGCUGUUUUUGCGCUUUCGUUCCGUAUUGCUGCCGCCUUUGGUUGACUCGAAGUCUUUGCUCACGGAGCAGCUUUGGAUUCGACGCGAUCCAUCACGGCCCCAUCCGCUUCGCUGCCUCCCGAGGGGUUUUUCUGAUUUCUCGGAUGGUCUGAUUUGACUUCUCAUUGUAUUGGGUGUGUGUUGAUUGCUGGAAGAUCUGCUCGGGUGUUGCAAAGAAGCUGGGUUUGAUUUGGUUCUGGAAUGGUUGUUGGGCAAAUCAUUGGAGAAACGUGGAAUUACGCUUCACUCUUGCUGUUUUGGACCAUCGUGUUCCCUAUAGAUUUCAUUGUCCACCACCAGGAACUAGAACAUUUUUUGGGAAGCAUCAAGAUGGGCGCUAUUUGCUGCUGUCCACGCACGGAUGAUAUUGAAGAGUAUACUUAUCCUAGCAAUUCUAUAUAUGGACAUUGCUUAUGCUUAAGAUUUUUCUUCCACCAGCUAUUUACCGGGUACAGUGCCGUGUUCCAGAGACCUCAAGGACGGUCUAUGACUGCCACGGCUCCGGUCUCCACUUCUUUGGCUUCAUCAGGGAUCACUGGGGCAUUACCAGACAAUUCUGCGACCGACAUUCACCUUGCAAAUCCCAGACCUGCUCCAUAUGAGGUUGAGCAGAGAUAUUCCCGCUUGCCACGUGAUGGCUUGGUGUCUAGGCGAGAGAAGUCCAUGACCCAUUUCCAAGAAGAGUCGCAACCGCUCAGAAUAAACGUGAGCAGUUCUGGUACAGAGUCGGUGGAGUUUGAGAAGAAAUGGAGUAGUGCCGAUCCGGAAGAAGAGACUAAAGCUGGCCAAUUAGAACCUAUGGAGAAGUUGUCAACAAACAAAUCUGCGAAGGGAUUAAAUCCGACUCAACUUUCUUCAGAAGAUGAAGACAUCUGUCCCACAUGUCUUGAAGAAUAUACUCCCGAAAAUCCUAAAAUUACAGCACAAUGUUCGCACCAUUAUCAUCUUGGUUGUAUUUAUGAAUGGAUGGAAAGAAGCGAUAGUUGUCCUAUUUGUGGCAAGGAAAUGGAGUUUUGUGAAAGCCCUUAGCGCCAUAUCAUGCACAUAGCCAUUGGUUAUAACAAAGAGAAAAAUAUACACAGAUUAUUUGGGUGUGCGUUCUGUAAAUAAAGGCUCUCUUGCUCUGUACGAAAUGGGCUGUGGGGAGGAAACGGUGGUCUCUGGAUUGUACAUUGCAUCUCAUUUCUGAUAUGAUGCUCUCUCUGUCUCU
This is a messenger RNA of Rhodamnia argentea, 1467 nucleotides long. RefSeq names its product E3 ubiquitin-protein ligase At3g02290-like. Bases 459 to 1286 code for a protein of 275 amino acids. The record is from RefSeq and is a predicted model, not a curated record. Gene Ontology annotation, molecular function: ubiquitin-protein transferase activity. The transcript has 7 exons. Lineage: Eukaryota; Viridiplantae; Streptophyta; Magnoliopsida; Myrtales; Myrtaceae.